This is a messenger RNA of Colossoma macropomum (tambaqui), 1853 nucleotides long. Its product is annotated as zinc finger protein 239-like. Gene Ontology annotation, cellular component: nucleus. NCBI's taxonomy places the organism in Eukaryota, Metazoa, Chordata, Actinopteri, Characiformes, Serrasalmidae. Gene Ontology annotation, molecular function: DNA-binding transcription activator activity, RNA polymerase II-specific; RNA polymerase II cis-regulatory region sequence-specific DNA binding. Gene Ontology annotation, biological process: regulation of transcription by RNA polymerase II. The transcript is spliced from 2 exons. The record is from RefSeq and is a predicted model, not a curated record. The coding region runs from base 153 to 1223 and encodes 356 amino acids.
UCCCGUUCUGCUCCACAGUGUCGUCACAGAGACAGAGAGAAGCUCUUGCAAGUCUUCUCCUGCUGCUAGUGUCAACGUUCCUGCAGAGUUUAAACACAUCAAUACAGGAAAACAUCCCACUGCAGAAAGCAGGAGAGAUAAGAAGUGAGAACAUGGCUUCUAGAGGAAGCAGCACAGCUCAGCUAUCAUCCUCUGAUUCUUUCCUCGCAAAUACAUCUUUCAGACAAAUGCAGAAAGAUACAAGCAAAGAGAGACCGUAUCACUGCGCAGAGUGUGGAAAGACUUUUAAUCAGCGUGCUCAUCUCCUACGACACCAGCGCGUUCACACAGGAGAGAAGCCAUAUCAGUGUUCAGAGUGUGGAAGAAGGUUUAGUGUACAGAGUAGUCUCCAGAGACACCAGCACAUCCACACAGGAGAUAAACCCUAUCGCUGCUCAGAAUGUGGGAAGAGUUUUAUUCAGCAACGUAAUCUGCAGGUACACCAGCGCAUUCACACUGGAGAGAAACCGUAUGAGUGCUCAGAGUGUGGAAAGAGGUUUAGUGAUGGGUGUAACCUUAAAACUCACGAACGCAUUCACACAGGAGAGAAACCGUAUCGCUGCUCCAUGUGUGGAAAGGCGUUUAAUCAGCAUAGUCACCUUCAGCUACAUCUGCGUAUUCACACGGGAGAGAAACCGUAUCAGUGCUCAGAGUGUGGAAUGAGGUUUAAUAACGGAUGUAAUCUAAAAACACACCAGCGUAUUCACACCGGAGAGAGACCGUAUCACUGUUCGGAUUGCGGGAAGAGUUUUACCCUACGGAUACAUCUGCGAGUACACCAGCGUAUUCACACUGGAGAGAAACCGCACCAGUGCUCAGAGUGCGGCAGGAGGUUUACUGCACAGAAUACUCUUCAGCUGCACCUGCGCACUCACACAGGAGAGAAACCCUAUCACUGUUCGGACUGCGGGAAGAGUUUUAGUGUUCCUGGUACUCUUCAACGACACCAGCGUGUUCACACUGGAGAGAAACCGUAUUUCUGCUCAGCUUGUGGAAAGAGUUUUACUCUACAGAGUCAUUUCCAACGACACCAGCGCGUUCACACUGGAGAGAAACCGUAUUACUGCUCAGAAUGUGGGCGGAGCUUUAGGCAUUCACACACUUUAAAGUUACACACGUGCAUGAAGAGGGACCCAGAAGCACAUGACACAUGCAGUGUGAUGGAGUGUCCUCCUUUGGUCUGAGAAGGUUUUCCUGUAGACUUGUGACUUCAGCACCAUCCGAUCGUGUCACCCAGCCAACGCUGACUGGUGGUAACAUCAGAGAAAGCAGAGAAAAUAAUCAUGUUUUUGUUUCUGGUCAGAAACCUUUAAGCUAACAUUGUUCUUGGUGUGAUUUGGUAGUUCUUCCUGUAAUUUGGUAGUUGUUCUUGCAAGUUUAGUAUAUCGUGCAUUCAUAUUAGGGCUGCACGAUGAAUAGCAUUUUUACCGUUAUUGCGAUAAACACAUGGUUAGAGCGGCGAUCAUGGAACAGAUCUAAUUACCUCAUACAUGCAGCACCAUUGAGACGUCGUUAUGUUACCAGCACAAACCGUCACAAGCCUGCUUCUCUGCGCUGCAACUGAACCUGCUCUCCCACGUGGGAGCUGGGUAACUAAACCAUUACAACUACAAAACACAUAAUGAGACCUUAAAAUGUUGCUAUAACUCAGCUUUAAUGGAAAUUCAGCUACAAAACACUAGGGGUGGGAAUCUCUAGGUACCUCAUGGUUCGAUUCUGUUACGAUUCAGAGGGCUGCGAUGUGAUUAUAAAACAAUGAUCGAUGCAUUUUGAUGCAUCUUUUUUCUAUACAGGAUUUCUUUUUUCUCACUGUG